Messenger RNA from Mytilus californianus (California mussel), 1464 nucleotides. RefSeq names its product transcription factor RFX4-like. Bases 1 to 1464 code for a protein of 487 amino acids. The transcript is spliced from 16 exons. NCBI's taxonomy places the organism in Eukaryota, Metazoa, Mollusca, Bivalvia, Mytilida, Mytilidae. The record is from RefSeq and is a predicted model, not a curated record. Gene Ontology annotation, molecular function: DNA-binding transcription factor activity, RNA polymerase II-specific; RNA polymerase II cis-regulatory region sequence-specific DNA binding. Gene Ontology annotation, biological process: regulation of transcription by RNA polymerase II.
AUGCAUAUAAGUGAUUGGUUUGAUAGAUGCAUAGACGGAGGACGCAAGCGCCAAGAUCUAAGUGAGAAUAUCGGAACAAGAUUUUGUGAAGAGGAUGAUGAAUCAAAAUCAGCAACUUAUACUAAACUACGGUCGGCAUCUAAACCUCACUCUACACCUCUGACUCUAAAAUGGUUGGAAGAGAAUUACGAGAUAGCAGAAGGAGUUUGUAUUCCACGAAGUACAUUGUAUUAUCACUAUCUGGAUUAUUGUGAGGCAAAUGAUACACAACCUGUUAAUGCUGCUAGCUUUGGCAAGAUCAUUCGACAACAGUUUCCACAAAUUACUACUCGGAGACUAGGGACCAGGGGACAAUCAAAGUAUCAUUACUAUGGAAUAGGUGUUUGUGAGUCCUCUAAGUAUUAUGAUGUCAUAUAUUCUGCUAAAGGUGUACAAAAUUCAUCUGAAGGGAAAAAAGAAAACUCGAAACAGAUAGUGGCAUAUUCGCCAAGAUCCAAACUCGGCACAUUGUUACCAGAGUUUCCUGAUAUCAAAGAUAUCAAACUUCCAACAAAUAUUCAAGAAGACAAGGUGAUUACAUUUAUGAUGAUGUACAGAACUCAUUGCCAGAGAAUACUUGAUACCGUCAUACGUGCUAAUUUUGAUGAGGUGCAAAGUUUCCUCUUACAUUUCUGGCAAGGAAUGCCACAGCAUAUUAUACCAAUCUUGGAUUCUCAGACAAUAGUAUUGUUGGUUGGUGUAUGUGAUUCCAUCUUAUAUAAAGCAAUUGCAAAUGUGUUGAUGCCAACAGUUCUACAACCACUACCAGAAAGUUUAACACAAGUGAUACGGCGCUUUGCCAAACAGCUAGAUGAAUGGUUGAUAAUUGCGCUAGACGCACUUCCUUGUGGUUUGCAGAAAAUAAAAUUCGACUUAGCAAGAAGAUUUGCCCAGGUUCUUCGACGACAAACGUCAUUGAACCAUUUAUGCCAAGCAUCUCGUACUGUAGUCCAUAGUUCGGAAAUAACGUCACAGAUGCUCGAUGAUUGGCUGAAUGUCGAUAGAAACAGUAUUAUUAAACAAACAUUGUACACAAUGGACAAUUACAGUGAAAAUGAUCAUCAAAUUAUCGUACAGUUGUGUUCAGAAUUUGAGAAACUGCUGGAAGACCAGGCACCACUAGAAUCGUACGUUGAAUGGUUAGAUAGUAUGGUAGAUCGUUGUGUAGUCAAGCCAAGCAUGAAGAAAUGUGGAACAUUACGAAGAAUCGCCCGACAGUUUUUGCUUAUGUGGUCUUGCUUUGGGACGAGAAUUAUAAGAGAUAUGACGCUGCACAGCUCACCUAGUUUUGGAUCCUUUCAUCUGAUGCAUCUGAUGUUUGAUGACUAUGUUUUAUAUUUGGUGGAGAGCCUACACAGUCAGGAACGCGCAAAUGAGUUUCUAAGAAUUGUCAAAGGGGAUGAAAAGGAUGAAAAAAAAGACUGA